Parasteatoda tepidariorum (common house spider) is the source of this 1174-nucleotide messenger RNA. RefSeq lists its product as uncharacterized. The record is from RefSeq and is a predicted model, not a curated record. NCBI's taxonomy places the organism in Eukaryota, Metazoa, Arthropoda, Arachnida, Araneae, Theridiidae. Gene Ontology annotation, cellular component: trans-Golgi network.
GUAUCUAGCUUCCUAGAAUUACGUUACCUUAAGUAAAGUUACUAUUCUUUGAUUUGACAGUCGACGAUCAGUGGUUUAAAACAUUACUUAAGUUCAGCCUAUUCACUUCUGCGCAUUCGUGAAAGUGAAAAAUCCGAGCAACGUUUUUGAAAUAGCCUCCCCGGAAAUAAGUUAGGUGAUUUAAAAAAAAUUUAAUACUCACUCGCUACUUCUAACCUUCUCAAAAUUAAAAGCAUCAUGUAUUUAAUUGUUUUUAUAUUAUCUACAAUCAAUGUAGUCAUUGGUGAACAGUGCACUCAGCUUAGUAAUUGCAUAUGUAAAUUUACGAAUGGUAGUGUCAUAGAUCUGACCAGCUUGGGAUAUCAGAAUGAAGCCAGGUUUAAACGUAUAGGACGAAAAAAUUCGUAUUUUAAAUUCUACUACAAUCCUUGCUUUCCUUUUACUCUUGGCGGAGCAUGUAUUGAUGUAUCAGUUUGUCAAGUUGGGCCCUCCUCCUCCAACAAUGAAGCUGAAAACUGGGAUUGCGGCAACAGCAAUAAUGAAUUUAUUUGGAAUACAACACACAAAACGUUUACUUUAGUGUAUACAGCACACAGUCAGCACCCACGUAGAAAAACAAUUGUCAACCUUAAAUGUGACGAAGAAGCAAUAACACCAAUUUUAGAGUUUGAAAAAGAGCUCCCUGAGACCAUGGUUUAUGAAAUGACUUUAACAAGCAGAUGUGCAUGUCCUGAUCUUUGCCAAGUUAGUGAUCUUUGCUAUGUUGCUCCUAAAUCUGCUAGCCCUGUUUCUACUAGUCCUGUUUCCGUUAGUCCUGUUUCCGCUAGUCCUGUUUUGCCUUAUCAAUUUGUUCUACAUAUUUGUGUCAUUAUGUCUCUUACAAUGAUAUUAGAACUGAUUUUUCACAACUAGUCCUGAUGGUCAUGGAAUACUUGGAUUGAGUGAUCGCAAAGCAGAAAUUGCAUAUGAAGUGCAAAAACUUUUUCUUUCAGAUAUGUUAAAGCUGGAUUUUAAAAACAUUUUCUUAUUUGGAGAUUUAUAUUUGAGUAUGCUAUUAUACAAACUAUUUUUAUAACUUCUUAACUGAAAAUUAUACUUCUUGAGAAAUAAAUAAUAAAAUAAUGUUCAUAAUGUUAUACUUGUUUACAAAUAAAGAAUUAGAAAUUAAGCUUUC